CGGAAGCACUCUUCAUCCUACCGGAAGUACGUUUGUUGUGGGAGAGGGGACGACGCGGAAGUGCAGAUUGGAAGGGAACGAUGGGUUGCGACGGGGGGACCAUCCCCAAGAGACACGAAUUAGUGAAAGGGCCUCGUAAGGUCGAGAAGGUUGACAAAAAUGCAGAAUUAGUGGCACAGUGGUACUACUGCACACUGAGUCAAGAAGAGCUAAGGAGACCAAUUGUAGCCUGUGAGUUGGGCAGGCUGUAUAACAAAGAUGCUAUCAUUGAAUUUUUACUGGAUAAGUCGUCUGAUAAAUCCCUUGUGCAGGCUGCAUCAUAUAUCAGGAGCAUUAAGAAUGUAACAGAACUGAACCUUGCAGAUAAUCCAGCUUGGAAAGGUGAUAAAGGGAACACAAAAGGUGAUAAAUAUGACGACAUCCAGUGUGCACGCUUUAUUUGCCCUGUGGUGGGCUUGGAAAUGAAUGGAAGGCAUCGGUUUUGUUUUUUGCGGAAUUGUGGCUGUGUGUUCUCUGAACGUGCUCUUAAAGAAAUUAAAACAGAAGUUUGUCAUCGGUGUGGUGUUUCCUUUCAAGAAGAAGAUGUGAUUAUACUUAAUGGUAAUAAAGAAGAUGUGGAAGUGCUGAAGAAAAGAAUGGAGGAGAGAAGGCUUAAGAGUAAAGUGGGAAAGAAAUCAAAGAAAUGUAAGGCAGCAGAAUCGGUCUCUCAACAAGACCCCCCUGAAGAUUCUCCAGGACCAUCAGAAGUAAAGAGUGCAAAAGAUGACAUGAACACUAAUUCUGGAGAAAGGAAACAGAUUGUCUUCACAAAGAGUACAGAAGCUAAUGGAAGCUCUUCUGCAUCAGGAAAAAUCAGUAAAGCUUCAUCUGGCACCACCAAGAGAUCCAUUGGCGACAGUCAGGAGAAAUCAGAGGCAUACAAGUCUAUUUUUACAUCACACAGCUCAGCAAAACGCUCGAAGGAAGAGUCUUCCAAUUGGAUUACUCACACGGCAUACUAUUUCUGAAACAAUUGUGUGCAUGAUUGUAACAGUCAUUCUUCCCCGAGGCUUUUUCUGUGUAACUCUGUUACAGGGUGUUCAUUGUAAUCUGAUGUUAUCUGGUAUUAUUCAGUUUGCAAGUUGUUUAUAAACUUUUGAAUAACCAGUGUACUUAAGUUGUUUGCAGCUACUGUUAAAUAAGAAAUAGAUGGCUAAAAUCCAUGUCUGGUAAUGUGACUUAUUUUAAAAGAUUAUUUACAAAAAGUAUAAUUCUUUAGGGUCAGAUUCUGCCAUCCUUAGUUACACCGAGUAGUAUUUUACUCUUGGUUGCAGUUCCAGUUAGGAUUGCAGAAUCUGCUUACUAGUAAAUAUAUCCUUCUAUGCUUUUAAUGAUUACCUACACAAUUUUAGCUGCAAUUGUAAUUGAACUUCUCUUUGUGUUAAAGUCUGAAUUUCAUUUUUGUAACUUUCUGACACUGCUUGCUAACAAUAAAACCCCCCACAAUAUUUCCUUUCUUACAUUAACUAAUUUGACUCUAGUCAAAACCAGUACACGUCUCUCUUAAAGGUGCUGGAGGUUGCUUUGAAUUAAUGCAUGUCAGGAUGGAGUCAUUUGGAAAGCUCAGUGUGAUCUCAGAAAUAAAGUAAAAACUUUUACAAUCGUCUCCUGUUCCAUUUCAAAGGAGAAUGGCAGUGGGGGAAAUGUUUUGCUAUUUACUGCUAAAUUAUUUUUAAAGAAGGCCCCAAAAUCGUUGUGUUUGUGCCCCCCAAAAGUGUUCUAGCUUUUUUCCCUUUUGCAUUAGAAAUACCAAGACUGGGCUCCCAUCUUUUUGUUGGAGAACUAUGUGGGAUAAUGGCUUCACACUAAGCUGAAACGUGAGCUGGAGCUUUCUUCCUCUCAACUGAAGUAGCAGAGGCUGGUUUUUGUACACCAUUAAGCAGCAAUUUGCCUUUAAUUAAAACAAACUGAUGGAUACGGAUCUUUUUACCUCAACUGCAAAAUAUGAACACACUUAUUACCGUAACUUUGGAUGUUUUGAGAAUUUGGAGAAGCAUUUCGUUCAUCUGGUUAAAGCUGUUUUAUGAGCUUAGCACAUUAAAAUGAACAUCAGUGUGUUUAAACACACAUUAAAAGAUUGGUGAUUCAGACUCAAGGGUUUGUGUGGAAGAGAGAAGAAUUCUACAGAGGACUCCUUGGAGAAAUCAAGAUCAAACUCAGUUUUUU
Molecule: messenger RNA, 2205 nt
Organism: Trachemys scripta elegans
Lineage: Eukaryota; Metazoa; Chordata; Testudines; Emydidae
Gene: RTF2
Product: replication termination factor 2
Exons: 9
Coding region: 81-1007 (308 amino acids)
Biological process (GO): site-specific DNA replication termination at RTS1 barrier; mitotic DNA replication termination
Cellular component (GO): nucleus
Source: RefSeq, a predicted model, not a curated record